AUCCAUGUUUGUAUCGACGUUUCUUCAUCUCUAGAAUUGGAAAAUGCAAGACAGCGAAGGGGAAGACAGCGAUGUCUCGUUCUACUCGGCCUCGGACGCGGUUAGCGAUAACUCGAAAGCUUGCAUUCCGUUGGAGGAGCACGAGCUCGAAAAUCUGAAGGAGAAACUGCAGAGAAUCGUGUUUAUCCAGCAAACGGACAAGAAGUACCACCACGCACUGUCAGACAUGCGCGACCAGACCAUACUGUCGCUGCUGGUCGAGCCUAGUUUCUAUGGACGACACCACAAAACCUCAGUAUUGGUAGUGGCUACCGCAAACGAAACCUACAUAUUCGAUAUCCAGUCCCUAGGGGGCACCAUCUUUCCGGAACUGCGUUCCAUUUUCGAAGCGAAGCGGCCGAGAAAAGUGGUCCAUUACAGUCAUCGCAUUAGUGAUCAUUUCAGCCAUCGUCACGGCAUCAGCUUGGGCGGAGUUUGGGACAGCUUUACGGCCCUGUGUUUGGCUCGUCGCGAGAGGACUCCUCGUACCCUGCCAGAGGCUGUAUCCCUGGUGUUUGGCCUUCCCCUGGAAAAGCUACUGUGCGAGGAGGUUUCCGGAUCCAGAGAAUCUCUUCGUAAUUUUACAGCCCGUCCGCUAUCACGCAGCCAGUUGAUGUAUCUGGCGAAAAUGGCCAUUCUACAGCUUAAAAUGCAUGAUCGCCUAAUCUACGACAAUAUAUGUGCCGAAAUGCAGGACAUGACGCUGGCCUUAAAGCACGUAUAUUCUGGAGACAAUUAUGCAGCCAUGAAAAUGGGUCCGACUAGUCACUAUGGGUUUGAGUCGAUCGAUCCUUUCUACAAAAUCGAUACUGAAGAAUUGGUCAGUCCUACAGAUAAGAAAAUCAACGGUCAUAAACUGGACCAUCAAAAAUGCCAAAAGUGAAGGACUCCAGGAAUG
Molecule: messenger RNA, 937 nt
Organism: Drosophila bipectinata
Lineage: Eukaryota; Metazoa; Arthropoda; Insecta; Diptera; Drosophilidae
Product: protein Exd1 homolog
Biological process (GO): piRNA processing
Cellular component (GO): PET complex
Molecular function (GO): nucleic acid binding
Source: RefSeq, a predicted model, not a curated record